UUCGAAAACGAGCAAGCCCACAUUGAAUGCGACGCGUUUUUGUGUGGAGGGCAAGAGACUUUCAUUUCGCCGCACAUCUGACUUUGGAGGCCAUAACUUCACUUCUGUAGUUAAUGCUUUACACAUUUCUCUCUCAUUUUAUAUAUUUCUUUAUCUUAUUUCAUUUUAAUUGUGCUGUUUAAUGCGUAGACCCAAGAGGGAGGGUCAGCAUUUCUCUUCUCUUCUCUUUGAUAUAUAUAUAGAAGAACAUGUGGACAUAUAUAGACCUCUGUCGCCAAGCUUUCUAACCCAAGAUCCAAAGCAAAGAGCUGUACAGCAGUGACCAAAGGGUAGUGCCGAACAAACCGUUUCGACAAAGAAAGUUUUCUUCUUUUUCUUGGGAUUAGAUUAAAAAAAAAAGGAAGAGAUUUUAGGUGAUUAAAGGAGGGAAAAAAUGGUUAGGCCUCCCUGUUGUCACAAAGAAGGAGUAAAGAAAGGGCCAUGGACUCCUGAGGAAGACAUCAUUUUGGUCACUUACAUUCAAGAACAUGGUCCUGGUAACUGGAGAGCUGUUCCCGCCAAUACAGGAUUACUUAGAUGCAGCAAAAGCUGCAGGCUUAGAUGGACAAAUUACUUAAGGCCAGGGAUUAAAAGAGGCAAUUUCACGCAACACGAAGAGAAGAUGAUCAUCCAUCUCCAAGCCCUCCUAGGCAACAGAUGGGCUGCAAUCGCAUCCUAUCUUCCACAGAGAACAGACAACGACAUCAAGAACUAUUGGAACACCCAUUUGAAGAAGAAGCUCAACAAAACUCCUCGAGAAGUUGACCAAUCCGACGAUCAAUUCUCGACAUCUCCUUCCAUGUCAUCUUCCUCUGCUAAUUCCAAUUCAAACGUCUCGAGGGGCCAAUGGGAGAGACACCUUCAGACCGACAUCCACAUGGCCAAAAAAGCCCUCUUUGAGGCCUUGUCACCUUCCAUACCGAUCGCUGCUACCACGUCUUCCUCCUCCGAAUCCAAACAUUCUGCUUCAGUGAGCUCGUUUCUUGGAACGCAAGAAAGAUCGAACCCUUACGCCUCGAGCACUGAUAACAUAGCAAAGUUGCUCAAAGGAUGGGCGAAGAACUCGAUCAAGACUCAGGACUCUAAAAACCAACUUGCUUCGAACGAUUUCGACUCCAAAAUCGAGAUCAAGAAAGGAGUCGGGAUCGAGGGUGGAGGGGCAUUUCAAUCAUUUCCCGGGUUCGAAUCAUUCCGAUCUGCUGUUUCACCUGAUGAGGUCAAACCAAAACCAAAGCAAAGCCAGUGGUCUCUGUUCGAGAAGUGGCUGUUCGAGGAUUCUGGUGAUAUUCUGUUGGAUGAAAACCCUAAUUUCAUCUGAAUUUUUUGUUUAACCUCGUUCUAAUUUUAGGGUCCUUAAUUUUCCCCGGUUUUGAUCUCUGAAAUUAACUCUCCUAGAUCUUCUCGGGCUUAAUCAUUAUUGUUUUUGUUGGUUUUACCUCUGACGUAAAUUCGUAUUCCUUAUUUUAUUGCUGUUGUUUUCAUUUUGUAAUAAAAAAAAUAUAUAUGUUCUUUUUUUAA
Molecule: messenger RNA, 1557 nt
Organism: Tarenaya hassleriana
Lineage: Eukaryota; Viridiplantae; Streptophyta; Magnoliopsida; Brassicales; Cleomaceae
Product: transcription factor MYB30-like
Exons: 3
Coding region: 434-1357 (307 amino acids)
Biological process (GO): response to auxin
Source: RefSeq, a predicted model, not a curated record